GGACGGUGCUCCAGGGUGGGAGUCACCCUCCUGAAGGGGAGCAGGGCUUUCACUAGCAAGUGUGCUGCUUGUUUUAAUUUUAAAAUACUUGUUAACUCAUUUUAAAAACAGCUAUAGCCCUGGCUGGUAUGGCUCAGUGGUUGAGCGCCAACCUGAUAUCCAAAGGGUCACUGGUCCAGUUCCAGGUCAGGGCAGAUGCCUGGGCUGCCGGCCGGGUUCCCUGGCUGUGGGUUUGGGAGACACAGCCCGGCAUGACACCCCCACCCGCCGUGAGCUCCCACUACUGGAUGCCUGGGAUCGUGGGGACGCCAGCCGCACCUGCGGCCUCUCCCAUGGAAGGGCCACGCCUGCUGUGCAGCCUCAGGGGGGUGGCAAGGGGCGCCUGGCAGUGUUCCCUGGGCAAAGCAGGGCUUUCCAUCCCCUCGAACCCUCCACAGGACCCUGUCCCCAGCCCUGACCCCUCCCUCUCCGGGCAGAGGCACGCACACUACCACCUGCGGGUCACAACAAGCUGGGUGCUUCAGGCCAGUGUCCCAGGAGGGGAGGUGGAGCUGCGCCCCACCCUCCUGCACCCCGUCCAUAGUUGCAGGGAGACCCAGCUGGGACAUGCAUCAUGUGGCCGGCCACAGAGGUGACAGGGUGACAACAGGCGCCUUCCUCCCGCCCUCAGCCACGGAGCUGGUGGACGCCACACCCAUGCGGACUGGCUCCAGCAGCAGCCGGCGUCCCAAGGAGCCGAAGCCCAGCCGUCCCGGGGUUGUGCGCAGGCCGUCCAACAGCACCCCUGACUCGGUGCUGGGGCCACAGAGCUGGCCCGUGGUGUCCUCUGCCCCCAGCACGAGGAGGUCAGCACCCAGGGUGCCCGGGGCGGCCCCUCCAUCGCCAUGGCCUCUCCCAGGCCCACCCCCCACCCCCUGCACUGCCAGCAGCACCCUACCCCUGUUCCCACCCUGUGCUGGAGAAGCCCAAACAGGUCCCAGAUGGGGUGUUUUGAAGAUUUUGUUGACUUAUUUUUAGAGAGAGGGGAGGGGAGAGCGAGAGAAACCUCCAUGCGUUGCUUCUCAUAGGCGUCCAGACCAGACUUGGGUCCGACUCACCGCCCAGACUCGCCCAGGGGCCCUGCGUGGGCACAGUGAGACCUGCACAAGGGCUGGGGAGGGGGAAGGGAGGGGGGCCUCUGGGCAGGAAAAAGCCCCAGGACCCGCCCCAGCCCUGAAUGAGCCACAAGAAUGGUCCCGAGUGACAGGGUCAGGAAGCGGCCGUUACACUGCAGGCUGCCCUGCACUGUCUUCUCCUGUCACCUGACAAUCCUGGGUUUUUCCUCCUUCUCAUACCCGUGAAAUCACCAGGUUUGAAAACCGCAGUAAAUCGACACUUCCUAAAAGUCGGAACUACCCUGAAGGGAGGGGCCCCCAGCAUGUCCAGCACCAAAGCACCCUGCUCAGGGCUCUGCUUCAGGAAGCUUCCACCUUCUUGCCUUGAGACCACACUAGCUCCCCAAAGCCAGACAUGAUGAAGAGGGAACAUGAGAUGGCGAACUGGGGGACUCCCCAGGGCCCAGGACCCGUGGUGUCCACCGUGGUCAACAUCCAGCCUGAGACCAUCGUGCCGGACCACAUCGUCUGGUCCCUGUUCAACUCCAUCUAUUGCAACACAUGCUGCCUGGGCUUCGUGGCGUUCGCCUACUCUGUGAAGUCUAGGGACCGGAAGAUGAUGCAGGAUAUGGUUGGUGCCAAGAGUUACUCAUCCACCGCCAAGUGCCUGAACAUUGUGGCCCUGGUCUUUAGCCUCACUCUGUUCAUCAUUUUAAUUGUAAUUAAGUUAACGAUCGGAAUGUAACUAUUCGGUACAGUUAGGAGGUCACAAAGACUUAGGUUUCUGGAGGCUGCCCAUAGCCUGAGGCUGUCACCUCUUCACAGCUGUUCCUACCCACGUGUGUCCCCAACUGAAGGCAAUAAAGGACACACACCUGACAACGUUGUGCUUUCACCUGGGGAGGGUCCCGUGAGAGCCCCCUUCUGCCCCUGGGGCUGAGUCCACCCCACACCCCAUCCCACCUGCUUGCUGGCUUGGCGGUGGGGUGGAGCUUGUCCUUGGGCCUUACCUGCACCUGGCCCCCAGCUGGGGCAACAGAGGGAACAGUUAGGGGUGGGGGGUCUCUCCUUCCCAGAGGUCUGAGCCCCGACCCAGGAUGGGAGCAAUUGAGGUACGGAGGCCCUGGUCCAGAGGACCCUCAGCCCCUAGGCCCCCAUCAGCUCCAGAAGACUUCAGGGGACAGGACUCCGGGAGUCCACAGGCCACCUGGCGAGGCAGCCCCAGGUUUCCCUGCUCUUCAGGUGGAAGAGAAACCCAGCCCUGACCUGGAAGUAAGCUCCAAACCUGGUUCUCUCAAGGCUUCCAGAUAUCGUACACUAAGAGGUGGCCCAGGGCAGACCCAGGGGAUACCAGCAGCAGACGGGCGUUAGGAGCUGGGCCCACCCAGACUGCCCCUUCCUCCCUGUGCCGAGUCCCAGCUGUGGACCCUCCACACCCUCACCCCCACCUCCUUUCUGCCCCAAACAGCUGCUCACUAACUCUCGGAGGUGCCUGGCGGGUUGGGGACCUGUGGAUAAGCCACAGGAUCUCAGGCUGUCCCCGGGGUCCCACGUCUGAGCAGGAGAGGGGUCGGGCCCAGGGAAGACCAUCCUGCGCAGGGGACGCUGUCAGACCAGCCUCUCUGGAUCCAGAAAAGACUCGGAGAAAGGUGUGGAGGGGCUCGCUGGAGACUGACAAGAGACCGGCAGGGACAAUACUGGUGAAUCCUGUCCCUUGGGUCUGGCCCCGCCCACACGCUUGCCACGCCCAUUUCCGUCCCGCCCACCCGCUAGGCCCCUCCCCUCCUGGCCCACCGUGGGGUCACACAACCCUCUGCACCCGGGCUGGAGUCCACCCCACCUAGCAUCCUAGAAACGCCCACCUGGGUGAAGGGGACCGCCCUCCGCCCACAUUCCAGGAGGAGAUGCUAGGGCAGCUCCAGGACU
Messenger RNA from Artibeus jamaicensis (Jamaican fruit-eating bat), 3020 nucleotides. Its product is annotated as interferon-induced transmembrane protein 3-like. Gene Ontology annotation, cellular component: plasma membrane. The record is from RefSeq and is a predicted model, not a curated record. NCBI's taxonomy places the organism in Eukaryota, Metazoa, Chordata, Mammalia, Chiroptera, Phyllostomidae. The coding region runs from base 1510 to 1839 and encodes 109 amino acids. The transcript is spliced from 2 exons. Gene Ontology annotation, biological process: response to interferon-alpha; response to interferon-beta; host-mediated suppression of symbiont invasion.